Dalotia coriaria is the source of this 5016-nucleotide messenger RNA. It is a transcript of the gene Tnpo, whose product is annotated as transportin 1. Gene Ontology annotation, cellular component: cytoplasm; nucleus. Bases 245 to 2950 code for a protein of 901 amino acids. The record is from RefSeq and is a predicted model, not a curated record. Gene Ontology annotation, molecular function: nuclear import signal receptor activity; small GTPase binding. Gene Ontology annotation, biological process: protein import into nucleus. The transcript is spliced from 8 exons. Lineage: Eukaryota; Metazoa; Arthropoda; Insecta; Coleoptera; Staphylinidae.
CUGACAGCCGACCGCUGCCGAUCGCCGCCGUCCUUCCCGUGAUCCAUAUCUUGUGGCCCGCUCGGCCUCUCCGUACGUUUCUCGCUGCGCGCUUGCAGGUUGCACCAACUUCGAUCUCCAUUAGGCGAGAUCUCGAAUCGCCAGUACGCCAGCACCGCCAUAAGUCCGACGGGAAUUAGUGCGCACACAACGACAGAGUGAAAUUUCGGUGGUGAGGCUUGUGAGGUAGUGCAAAAAACCCGCAAUGAAAAUGGAGUGGACGCCGCAGCAAGACGGUCUGCGCGAGAUCUUAACCUUGUUGAAGGAGUCGCAAUCGCCGGACACGGCCACACAGCUCGCCGUUCAGCAAAAACUGGAAUUAUUGAAUAAAUAUCCAGAUUUUAAUAGUUAUCUAAUGUUUGUCCUCACGAAAAUGGUCGGUGAGGAUGAACCAACCAGAUCUCUGAGUGGUUUGAUCUUGAAGAACAACAUGAAGGCACAUUAUGGCCAGUUGAUGCCAAAUGUAACUUCAUUCAUCAAGCAGGAAUGCCUGCAAGCCAUAGGAGACCCAUCUCCGCUCAUCCGCGCUACUGUAGGUAUCCUCAUCACGACGAUCACAAGCAAAGGAGAGUUGACUUCAUGGCCGGAGUUACUCCCAGCGCUUUGUACAAUGCUCAACUCUGAAGAUUACAACGUCUGCGAGGGAGCUUUCGGCGCGUUGCAUAAAAUCUGCGAAGAUUCCGCCGAAGCACUCGAUGCAGACACCACCACCCGCCCGCUAGACGUCCUCAUACCCAAAUUCCUUCACUUUUUCAAACACUCCAGCCCCAAGAUACGUUCGUAUGCCAUAGGUUGCGUCAACCAGUUCAUCAUUCAACGCUCGCAGGCGUUGAUGCAGAACAUCGACCCGUUUCUUACUAAUUUAUUCCAUGUGGCCACCGAUGAUGACCCCGAGGUGCGGAAGAACGUCUGCAAAGCAUUGGUGAUGCUCCUAGAGGUGCGCAUGGAUCGUCUAGUGCCAAACAUGAACGAAAUCAUCGAGUAUAUGCUCGUGCGGACGCAAGAUCCCGACGAAGGUGUCGCGUUGGAAGCCUGCGAGUUCUGGCUCUCGCUGGCCGAACAACCCAUCUGUCGAGAUGUCCUCAAUGGUCAUUUCAAUCGACUUGUACCAAUCCUGGUACGCGGUAUGAAAUAUUCGGAGAUAGAUAUUAUUUUGCUCAAGGGUGAUGUCGAGGAGGAUGAAUCAGUACCGGACAAAGAGGAGGACAUAAGGCCUCGUUUUCACAAAUCAAAAACGCACACGAUUAAAGCAGCCAACAACUCCAAUAUGACAGAUAACGGUGGUAAUACCGAAGGGGCAGAGGAUGACGACGAUGAUUACGAUGAUGGUGACGAUGAUAGUUCAUUAACCGAGUGGAAUCUUCGAAAAUGCAGCGCGGCUGCCCUGGAUGUCUUGGCGAAUGUCUUCAAUGAUGACCUACUACCGAUUUUGAUCCCUAUCUUGAAGGAAACACUGUUUCACCAAGAUUGGGACAUUAAAGAGUCUGGUAUUUUAGCUCUGGGCGCGAUUGCGGAGGGUUGCAUGACAGGCAUGUUGAGUCAUCUGCCCGAACUCAUCCCGUUUUUGAUUAAUAGUUUGAACGAUAAUAAAGCUCUCGUGCGCGCGAUCACUUGCUGGACCUUAUCGCGAUACUCUCAUUGGGUAGUCACACAACCGCAUGAUGCGUAUCUGAAACCUUUGAUGACGGAACUCCUGCGCAGGAUUUUAGACAGUAAUAAACGCGUGCAAGAAGCGGCGUGCUCUGCUUUCGCAACAUUGGAAGAAGAAGCGUGUACUGAACUAGUACCAUACUUGGGUUUCAUCUUGGAGACGCUAGUCUUUGCGUUUACAAAGUACCAACAUAAAAAUCUGUUGAUAUUGUACGAUGCGAUUGGUACGCUUGCGGAUUCAGUCGGGCAUCACCUCAACAAACCCGACUAUAUUAAUAUGUUGAUGCCGCCGUUGAUCCACAAGUGGAAUAUUCUCAAGGAUGAGAAUAAGGAUCUGUUUCCACUGCUGGAGUGUCUCUCCAGUGUGGCGACUGCACUACAGAGUGGUUUCUUGCCAUAUUGUGAACCGGUUUACAGGAGAUGCGUGUCUCUGAUUCAGCAGACGCUCAUGCAACACAUGGCGAACACGCAGAAUCCGGAGGCGUAUGAUCCGCCAGAUAAAGAUUUCGUGAUUGUUGCGCUCGAUUUGCUUUCGGGACUUGCGGAGGGUUUGAAUGGUCAUAUUGAGAAACUGGUGCAGCAUAGCAACAUCAUGGAGUUACUGCAUCAUUGCAUGCAGGAUCCGCAGGCGGAAGUGCGGCAGUCGUCGUUUGCGUUGCUGGGUGACCUGACAAAGGCGUGUUUCCAACAUGUCCGGCCAUGCAUUCCGGAUUUCUUCCCCAUUUUGGGCCAGAAUUUGAAUCCGGAGAACAUAUCUGUUUGUAAUAAUGCUACCUGGGCCAUUGGGGAGAUUAGCAUUAAACUUGGAGAGGAUACCAGACCGUAUAUUCCGCUGGUGUUAGACCAAUUGAUCCACAUCAUCAACAGGCCGAACACGACGAAAACCUUGCUGGAGAACACCGCCAUAACAAUCGGUCGCCUUGGUUUUGUCUGCCCACACGAAGUCGCGCCUGUGUUACAACAGUUUGUCCGCCAGUGGUGCAUAUCGUUGCGCAAUAUACGCGACAACGAGGAAAAAGACAGCGCUUUUCGCGGAAUGUGUCACAUGAUCACUGUGAAUCCGGCCGGUGUUGUUGCUGAUUUCAUCUUUUUCUGUGAUGCUGUCGCAUCGUGGAGCACACCAAAGGAUGAUCUGAAAGAAAUCUUUGUUAAGAUUUUGCACACGUUUAAAAAUCAAGUUGGUGAAGAAAACUGGCGACGAUUCACUGAUCAAUUCCCACCGCAACUCACAGAAAGAUUAACUACGUUGUACGGUCUGUGAAGCGUCAAAUCAAUCAUGGGGCAAAUCUUGUAACUUCGUUCUCCAGGGGAGGGUAUAAUUUGACGUUCGCUCGCCCGCGCCGCCCCAUCCGAGGGGGCUAAGCCGCGCGUCCGAGGGCGAAGCGAACACUCCGCACACAUCCGCGCCGCCGAUAUUCUCUUCAACAAGGGGUGGGAAUAACUAAACAAACAAACAAAACUACUACAGGGUACGCGCGCCGUGGGCGCGUGCCAGACUCUCGCGAUUUUAAUUUGUGUUUUAAAACACGUGCCCCAUCAACGCGCGGGGCACGCGCGCGUUUCAUCAACACACACUCUACACAGGUACACACAGCAUAAUGAUCAAACCGAUGAUGAUUAUCUCGCGAUUUUUCGGGUAAACUAAACAAGACUGAGUAACGGUUAAAUAAAUAAAUGGGGGGUUGCGAUAUUUUCGACCACGACCGCGAUUGUGGGGGGAUUAUUUCAUUGUAUUGAACGCGUUGUUAAAUCAAUUAUGUUUUCAUUUUGUGUCGGGACACACAAAACCAAAAAAAGCAAAACGGGGUAGCAGCAGUACAAAACGUAUACAUACAGGCUGAGCAGAGGGUGAAUAUAUAGAGGUAAAGAAUUUUAAUUUUUUUAAAUUUGCUUUUGAUGAAAGAGAGGUGAUUUCUUAUAUAAACAUAGUUGCUUUGAGAUUGGCGUCAGCGCAAAAUUUUAUUAUUCAUUAGCAAUGUUUACGUGCGCAAAUUUAAACAUUAACGUAGCUGAAGUCGUGUUAGGUUCGAUUUGAUUCGAUGAUGAUUUUUGUGAAUGAGAAGAAGACGAGCUCUAAAUGCAAUACCAUCCUACCUUAAAACUGCGAGGACUUCUGGCUCCCCCCUAGUCCUAGUCCUAGUCCCAAGCCAAAAUAACCUACGUCCCUCGUUCUUAAACCUUUUUAAUUGUAUUUUAUGAUGAUUCGAAUGCGUCACCGUGGCCUAACUUACGAGCGUGUGAAUGUGUCUAGCCAAUUAAUUGAUAUUUCAUUAUUGUGAUAAAUUUAAAGCAAACGUUUUUGUGAUACGUCGUGUAUGAAAAAAUCUCCGGUAAAUUUUUUUCACUUUGAGAGACUUUGAAUUGAAAGCAAAUACUAACAAACUAGUAAUUUAAGCUGAUAAUAAGUGAUACGCGUCCGCGGUUUAUUUUUUUUUUUCUUUCUUUGUUGGUUUUUAAUGAUUAUAUUCAAACUAUUUAUUUUGUUGUUCUUAACUGUUGAAUUAACUUAAAGUGGUGUGAUUGCUGGUGAUAUUGCAAUUGAUAGGUUGCCGAAAACCUCUCUUUGGGACUGAUAAAACGUUGCAUUGUUUUUCUAUAUGACGAUAUUGUUAACUAGUUGUUUAUAUAAUGUGAAUGGUUUCCUAGGAUUGCAAUACGCGUAUGAAUGCGAAGUGCGGGUGAAUGUCGCGCGAUUUAUAAGUGUAAACAUGUGAAAAGUAAGUGUCACACAAAAGACAUGCGCAGAAGUCUUCAAAUUCCUUGAUACCAACGAUUCCAUGAUCCAUUCCUCAUCUUGCGCCCGCUGGGCGAUUCCUCUCUACUGUAACUUAAAUGAAUAUCAACUAGGAACGUAUGAUUAUAGGAAGUAAACUAAAGAAAAGUAACUGAGACAUGCACGCAGCGUGCAGUGUUGUGUUGUAGUUUGACAGGAAACUAAAACUAGCGAAUGACGUACGCUUAGAAACCGAGCGUUUUUGAUUAAAGAAGAACACAAGAAACACUACAAAACGUAACGAGUUUAAAUGUUAGCGUGAAUUUUUAAUUUAGUUGUUAAGUAUAUGUUCCUUUCGAAUUUGACUGGAUGGCGUUUUUGUUUACGUUUUUAUCUAUUUUGUACAUUCUCGACAAUUCAGUACUAGGAAACGAAAUGAAUCUGGUUUUAUUAUUUUGCUACGGAAGUAAUGUUGUACUUAAAUUCCCAGGAACACAAAUGAUUGUUUUGUAAAUUGUGUUUUUGCAAUCUUCUGAUUUCUAUUGGCGAUUAGUGAAAUGAUUUUAUUUUAAGUUCCGUUAAAUCUCUGUCAAAUAUAGAUUUGUAAACGUGUA